AUUUAUUUUUAUUCUUUUCCUUUAAAGAACCAUUUAUAUAUAAAAAAGAUUAAAUCAAAAUUAUAAAUUAAUCUAAUUUCACCAAAAUUUUUUAAAGAUAGAUGUGACUUUAGGGUUUCAGGCCGACCCGCCAAAUCCUCCUCUUUCCUUUUUCUUCUUCAUUUACGGCAUUGUUCCUGCAUGAAUCGGAUCCUGAUCCGGAGUCUCGUUUCUGAUUCGGGUUCAAACGAACAAUGGCGUCCAAAUCUUCGCCAUCUGCUUCCGCUAGUAGAUCGGAGCCUCCUAAGGACUCUCUGGUACUCGCUUCUCAGUUAUCAUCUCUCUCGCUCACUAAUCCACUGUAGAAGCACAAGAAAUGUCUCUAACAUCAAAGGAGAUACUAUCAGUUAUUGAUUCUAUAAAGAAGCAAGUUGCAGCUAACCGGUGUGUUUCCAUAAAGAAAAGAAUGGAUGAGAAUAAACAAAAGUUGAUUGGUGUUACAAACCAUCUGUAUAAGUUGUCAAAGGAAAGAAGAAACAGCUGGAUUAACGUUACUGAUAGCGGUGUAGAUUUACUAACUAAGAGGCAAAAAGAUGCGCUCGGCAUGCAUAGUGGUGUUGAUGCAAGUAAUGGGGAUAAGGAUAGUAAUAGCUCUCAAGAAGACGGUCAUGCUUCUACUGCAGUUCUCUUGGGAUCCAGUAUUCCUGUCAAGAAUGCUGUUCGGCCUAUUAAGCUGCCAGAAAUUAAGAGAUUGCCACCUUAUACUACAUGGAUUUUUUUGGAUAGAAAUCAAAGAAUGACGGAGGAUCAGUCUGUGGUUGGUCGAAGGAGAAUAUAUUAUGAUCAAAAUGGUGGUGAAGCACUUAUUUGCAGUGACAGCGAGGAAGAAAUAAUUGACGAUGAGGAGGAAAAAAGAAGUUUCAUAGAUUCUGAAGAUUAUAUUCUUCGCAUGACUGUGAAAGAAGUUGGUUUUUCUGAUCCUGUAAUGGAAUUGCUGGCACAAUGCCUUUCCAGAAGCCCUUCAGAAGUCAAGGCAAGAUAUGAAAUUCUUACAAAAGAAGAGAAGGCUUUGGGAGAUUCAAAGAAUAAAGAUAGUGAGGCACAAAUAGUGAAUUCUUUUCUGGAUAAAGAUCUUGAAGCCGCUUUGGAUUCUUUUGACAACCUCUUUUGUCGUCGAUGUCUUGUUUUUGAUUGCAGAUUGCAUGGAUGCUCACAGGAUCUUGUCUUUCCUGCUGAUAAACAACACACAUGGAACCAUCCAGAUGAGGAAAAUGUACCGUGCGGUUCGCACUGCUACAAAUCGGUUUUGAGGUUGGAAAGAAUAGAUACUGCGAAUUCUCCACAGUAUGGUGAUAUUGGAGAAAAUUCUGUUCGGCCAUCCGAUGGGAUGGUGGUGCAGAUUUCCUCGAGGAAGAAAUCUUCUGCUCAAUCUGCCAGGAGGAGGGUGAAAUCCAGCCAAAGUGAAAGUGCUUCCUCAAAUGCAAAAAAUGUUUCAGAGAGCAGUGACUCAGAAAUUGGACCGCGGCAGGAUGCCACUUCUCCUUCCAAGGCUAAGCUUGCAGGAAAAUGUCAGAGGAAUAGCAAGCGAGUGGCUGAACGUGUUUUAAGUUGCAUGCGCAAAAGGCAGAAGAAGACAGUGGCUUCUGAUUCAGAUUCUGUUGCUAGUGGAGGCCUUUUACCAGGUGAUAUGAAAUUGAGAUCCACUUCACACAAAGAAAAUGAAGAUGCUAGUUCUUCUUCCCAUAAGAAUGUUAAGUCUCCUACCACUGGAAGGUCUAGGAGGAAGGAAUCAACAAUUCAGGACAACAAUAACUUGGUGCGGGGAGAAAUUAAUGAUGGUCCUCCAAGUGAGAUUAUCACUGAUCCACCUGCAACUAGUAGUAAUGACACAUCAAGGAAAGAAGAGCUCAUAGAUGAAAAUGUAUGUAAAAAAGAGUUGAGUGAUAACAGAUCUUGGAAAGCUUUUGAGAAAAGCCUGUUCGAGAAAGGUGUGGAGAUUUUUGGCAGGAAUAGUUGUUUAAUUGCUAGGAACCUUUUAAAUGGUUUAAAGACUUGUUGGGAGGUUUUCCAAUACAUGACCUGUUCUGAGAAUAGACUGGCCUGCCAAGCAGGUGAUGCUGCAAAUUCUCUUGAAGGGUAUUCAAAAUUUGACUUUAAUGGAGCAAUGGGUAGUAAUGAAGUAAGAAGAAGAUCAAGAUUCUUACGCAGAAGAGGAAGGGUUCGUCGCUUGAAGUAUUCGUGGAAGUCUACUGCAUACCAUUCUAUUAGGAAACGGAUUACUGAGAGAAAAGAUCAGCCAUGCCGCCAGUAUAAUCCAUGUAAUUGUCAAACUGCUUGUGGAAAGCAGUGUGCAUGUCUACUGAAUGGCACAUGCUGCGAGAAGUACUGUGGAUGUCCUAAGACUUGCAAGAACCGAUUCAGGGGCUGCCAUUGUGCUAAAAGUCAAUGUCGAAGUCGUCAGUGUCCAUGCUUUGCUGCAGAUAGGGAAUGUGAUCCAGAUGUAUGUAGGAACUGUUGGGUCAGUUGCGGUGAUGGUUCUCUUGGGGUUCCUAACCAAAGAGGUGAUAAUUAUGAAUGCAGGAACAUGAAGCUUCUUCUCAAACAACAACAAAGGGUUUUACUUGGAAGAUCUGAUGUAUCUGGUUGGGGAGCUUUCUUGAAGAAUAGUGUUGGCAAGCACGAGUACCUUGGUGAAUACACUGGGGAGCUGAUUUCACAUAGAGAAGCAGAUAAGCGUGGGAAGAUAUAUGACCGUGAAAAUUCAUCAUUUCUCUUCAAUCUGAAUGAUCAGUUUGUUCUCGAUGCAUACCGGAAGGGUGACAAACUGAAGUUUGCCAACCACUCACCGGACCCAAAUUGCUAUGCAAAGGUGAUAAUGGUUGCUGGGGAUCAUCGUGUGGGCAUAUUUGCCAAAGAACGAAUUAGUGCUGGAGAAGAACUUUUCUAUGAUUAUCGAUAUGAGCCGGACAGGGCCCCUGCUUGGGCCAGGAAGCCUGAAGCAUCUGGAUCUAAAAAAGAAGAUGGAGCUCAUACAAGUGGUCGUGCAAAGAAGGUGGCUUAAUCUGGUUAUUUAUUUAUAUCCUCAAUUCGAAAUUUUUAUCAUUUUUUCUACAGGCAAAAAUGUCGUCAUUCUCAUAGCUUAGAGGAUAGUUGCACGCAAAAUCAUUUUGUUGUCGGAGAGGCCAUUGUCAUCUCCCUUUAUAACUUGUUUAAAUUUUUCACUCAAUUAUUGUUUAUUCUUGAGCACAUUGUAUUCGCUAAAGCGAAAGAAACCUACAAGUCCAGUGAUACAAUACAAUCUAACAUCAAAGCAUUCAUGUAACGGGAUAACUGUUAAGCAAUCUCAUCAAUUCUCUUUCAAUGACAAGGAUUGUUGGCUCUCUA
Molecule: messenger RNA, 3363 nt
Organism: Ricinus communis (castor bean)
Lineage: Eukaryota; Viridiplantae; Streptophyta; Magnoliopsida; Malpighiales; Euphorbiaceae
Product: histone-lysine N-methyltransferase CLF
Exons: 17
Coding region: 356-3040 (894 amino acids)
Biological process (GO): chromatin remodeling
Cellular component (GO): PcG protein complex
Molecular function (GO): protein binding; histone methyltransferase activity
Source: RefSeq, a predicted model, not a curated record